Rhizoctonia solani is the source of this 1995-nucleotide messenger RNA. Its product is annotated as WD repeat-containing protein. The transcript is spliced from 5 exons. The record is from RefSeq and is a predicted model, not a curated record. Bases 1 to 1995 code for a protein of 664 amino acids. NCBI's taxonomy places the organism in Eukaryota, Fungi, Basidiomycota, Agaricomycetes, Cantharellales, Ceratobasidiaceae.
AUGAAGCACAUACGAAAGCUACUGAAGUCCCCAAAGGAUGGGAGUCCAAGUCGCGGAAGUCCGUCGAGGCCAGAGACGCCAUGGCCGAACAAUAGUGUGCGAGGUUCUACUUCCAGGGCUGGCUCGCCGGUCGCCGUGUCUGCACUUGUAUCCAGCCCACUCGUCCCGGUGCCUUCAUCGCCUCACAUUGAACCCGCUCAGACCAAGCCCACUGGCACUAGCAAGAAUAACUGGAAGAACCUCGACGCAUUUCUGGAAGCGCUGAAGCGCAGCUCCGCAUUCUCGCCGCUUGUAUCGGCGAUCGAAGACCUGAGCUGGUUUAUCCGGACCUAUGAGAGCGUCUCUACCACGCGCACAGAGUACGAUGCUCUGCGGAUCAAGCUCGAGGGGCUAUUCACCAACCUUCGUGUCCAUUUUGUCAGUAACACUCCGCCGGCGAUAACAUCCAGCAUAACGAACCUAUGCGAAGCCAUUCAGAUUGAGCUACGGGAGGUCUAUGGCACGAAGGACAGGAACGUCAUAUCUCGUUACCUCCAAGCGGAGCAAGAUCUCGACAAGAUUGUAGGAUGCUAUCGUCGUAUCGAAGACCAUCUUGAGAGAGUGAUGAUGAACGCAAGCUUGAACACAUGGAGGAUCGUAGACGGGCAAGCAUCAGACGCCAAACUGGAUAGACUCAAGCCGUCGAUGUCGGCGUGUUACGACUCUGCACAGGCAAACGUGGUACAAAGAAGACAAUGUGCCGCCAAAACUCGCGAGAAAGUCAUAUCAGACCUGGAAGCAUGGAAAAACAAGCGUGAAGGGGAAAAGGUGUACUGGGUCAACGGCAUGGCCGGGACAGGCAAGACUACUAUUGCCACUACACUGUGCUCUACCCUCGACGAAAGAUAUGAGCUCGGUGCCAGCUUCUUUUGUACUAGAUCUCUUCCGGAAUGUCGUGACGUCAAGCUCAUUCUACCCACCAUUGCAUAUCAGCUUGCCCGUUUCUCUCAGCCGUUCCGAGGCGCACUACUUCAGGUCCUGGAGCGAGAUACGGACGUACAUACCAAACUUCCACAGGUGCAGCUCCGGCGCAUGAUUCUUGAGCCUCUGCAGAGCGUUGCAAGAAGCUUACCUAACAAUAUGGUCGUGGUCAUAGAUGCGUUGGACGAGUGUGAAGACGGAAAUGAAGUCGGCCAAAUACUGCAAGUACUACUCGAGAACGCAUCAGCGAUCCCUAUCAAGUUCCUGGUAUCCAGUAGACCAGAGUAUCAUAUCAGACAGAAGAUCCGCGAAGCGAAGCUCGAAUCGAAGCUGGUCCUCCAUGACUUGGAUGAGAAGAUGGUCGAGGCGGAUAUUGCCACAUACCUACGCGCUGAGCUAGCAGAGCUUUCCGUGCCAGUCACCGAAGAACAAAUUAGUACGCUUGUACAGCGGGCGGGUGCUCUGUUUAUAUAUGCCGCUACUGCGAUUAGAUAUAUCCGGGGCGGAGACUUGCUAGAUCGUUUGGACUCUAUUCUGAAGGCAUCAAGUACCGGACAAGGGACUUCCAACCAGACCAAAGAAAUCGACCUACUAUACGAGAUCGUGCUCAAGUCCGCAUUUAACGAGGGUCUAGAAGAGGGCGAGAGAAAUCGAAUGCAGCUCGUCCUGCACACUGUAGUCUGCGCACAAGAGCCGCUCACUGUGUGCGCGUUAGCAGGGCUCCUCAACCUCACUUCCGCCAGGGUAAACGCUGCGUUGAAGCCCUUGUGGUCUAUCCUACGUGUAUCGAACUCAGACGUGGAAGAUCGAGUCAGCACGCUACAUGCGUCAUUCCCAGACUAUAUGCUCAACUCAAGCCGAUCCGGAAACUUUGCAUGCGAUGCGAAUGCUCAUAACGCCACGCUGGCUAAGCUUUGCUUUGAGCGUAUUGAACGACAUAUCCCACAGUUUAACAUUUGUAAUCUUCCCUCCUCAUAUCUAUUCGAUACGGAGGUUCUGGUAUUGAUGAAGAUGUCAAGAGGCAUGUGCCUUUAG